Trichomonas vaginalis G3 is the source of this 954-nucleotide messenger RNA. RefSeq names its product cyclin-dependent kinase inhibitor 2C-related family. The transcript has a single exon. The annotation marks the transcript as partial. Gene Ontology annotation, molecular function: protein binding. NCBI's taxonomy places the organism in Eukaryota, Parabasalia, Trichomonadida, Trichomonadidae. The record is from RefSeq and is a predicted model, not a curated record.
ACUCCACUCAUUUAUGCAUCAUAUUAUGGUCAUCUUGGAGUUGUUCAAUAUCUUAUCUCAGUUGGAGCUAAUAAAGAAGCAAAGAAUUAUUAUGGAAAUACUCCACUCAUUUAUGCAUCAUAUUAUGGUCAUCUUGGAGUUGUUCAAUAUCUUAUCUCAGUUGGAGCUGAUAAAGAAGCAAAGAAUUAUUAUGGAAAUACUCCACUCAUUUAUGCAUCAUAUUAUGGUCAACUUGGAGUUGUUCAAUAUCUUAUCUCAGUUGGAGCUAAUAAAGAAGCAAAGAAUUAUUAUGGAAAUACUCCACUCAUUUAUGCAUCAUAUUAUGGUCAUCUUGGAGUUGUUCAAUAUCUUAUCUCAGUUGGAGCUGAUAAAGAAGCAAAGAAUUAUUAUGGAAAUACUCCACUCAUUUAUGCAUCAUAUUAUGGUCAUCUUGGAGUUGUUCAAUAUCUUAUCUCAGUUGGAGCUGAUAAAGAAGCAAAGAAUUAUUAUGGAAAUACUCCACUCAUUUAUGCAUCAUAUUAUGGUCAUCUUGGAGUUGUUCAAUAUCUUAUCUCAGUUGGAGCUAAUAAAGAAGCAAAGAAUUAUUAUGGAAAUACUCCACUCAUUUAUGCAUCAUAUUAUGGUCAUCUUGGAGUUGUUCAAUAUCUUAUCUCAGUUGGAGCUAAUAAAGAAGCAAAGAAUUAUUAUGGAAAUACUCCACUCAUUUAUGCAUCAUAUUAUGGUCAACUUGGAGUUGUUCAAUAUCUUAUCUCAGUUGGAGCUAAUAAAGAAGCAAAGGAUAAUUCUGAAUGGACUACACUCAUUAAUGCAUCAAAAUAUGGUAAACUUGAAGUUGUUAAAUAUCUUAUCUCAGUUGGAGCUAAUAAAAGAGCAAAGACUAAUGAUGGAAAAACAGCACUUGAUUGUUCGGAAGCAGCAGUAAGAGAAUAUUUAUUAUCAAUUGCAAGAAAAUAA